AUGGCCUCUAACGAUUAUGAUGCCGAAUCUCUGGCGUCGGCAGACGGAAGUCUGAGAAGUGAAGAUUUGGUCGAUGGAGGAGGUUCUGGCGAGAGUCAUCGCCACGAUUACAUUUUCAAUUCAAAGAAAAGGAAAACGUUGCCAAAGUGGACAAAAAAAGCGAGAAGCUCAGAAGAAGGCUUAGAAAGACUUCAUGAUGAUGGUUAUAGCUGGAGAAAAUAUGGCCAGAAAGACAUAUUGGGAGCCAAAUUCCCCAGGGAUUAUUACAGAUGCAUAUACCGCAACACACAGAACUGUUGGGCAACGAAGCAAGUCCAGAGAUCGGACGAUGAUCCAACGGUUUUUGAAGUGACGUACAUACGAACACACAGUUGCUCACAGGCGAUCGCCUCUAACGAUUAUGAUGUCGUAAUCAGCUACAUGAGAUGGGACAUAAGCAACGAUGAUUUCAUUAGCCAUCUUCGUGCAGCACUCUCCCGGAGACAAAUCUCUGUCCAUGAAGACUUUAAUGUAGUGGGCGCAGCUCCAGAAUGUCGGGUUUUGAUCAUUUUCUUAACUAGCACAUACGUCUCUUCUUACCUCUUAAACACUCUUGAACAACAGCGAAGAAAGUAUCGAGUGGUUUAUCCGAUCUUUUACGGUAUAUCACCAUCUGAUUUGAUCAGUAACGGCAAGGUUUAUGAUAGCUAUUUUCACGAAGAGGAGCGAAAAAAAUGGCAGGCUGCUUUGGAGAGAUUAACUCAGAUGCCUUUCUACACAUUGACAGAUAGGUCCGAAUCUGAACUUAUAGAUGAGAUUGUUAGAGAUGCUUUGAAGGUGGUGUGUUCCAGUGAUAAGGAGGAUAUGAUUGGGAUGGAUGUGCAAGUAGAGCAGAUUUUGUCACUGCUAUGCAUUGAGUCCCCUGAUGUACGGAGCAUAGGUAUAUGGGGUACGGUUGGUAUAGGAAAAACAGCUAUUGCUGAAGAAAUCUUUCGCCGAAUCUCCGUCCAAUAUGAGACUUGUGUCUUCGUUAAGGACCUUCAUGAAGAAGUAGAGGUAAAAGGUCACGAUGCUGUGAGGGAAGAUUUUUUGUCUAAACUCUUGGAGGUAGAACCAGAUCUUGUACGUAUGUCAGACAUUAAAACAAGUUUCUUGAGGAGUAGGCUUCAGCGUAAAAGGGUCCUCGUAAUUCUCGACGAUGUGAAUGAUUUCAGAGAUGUUGAAACUUUUUUGGGGAAGCUUACCUAUUUCGGUCCAGGAAGCAGAGUAAUCACUACAUCUAGAAAUAGACAUGUUUUCGUACCAUGUAAAAUCGAUCAUGUCUACGAGGUCAGGCCAUUAGAUAUUUCAAAGUCUCUACUACUUCUCGAUCGUGGGACAUUUCGGAGUGUUUUAUCACCUGAGUUUUACAGGAGACUGUCACUUGAUCUGGUCAAAUUUUCGAAUGGAAAUCCACAAGUUCUUCAAUUUUGUAGCAGAUCAACCGCAGCAUGGGAUCAGUUAUCAGAACAAGUUCAGAAAAUCCUUCCUAUCUACAUUCCAGGUAUAUUCGAAAGAAGCUGUUGUGGGCUUGAUGAGAACGAAAGAAGUAUAUUUUUGGACAUUGCAUGUUUCUUUAGAAGGAUGGAUAAAGACGACGUUGCAAUGUUGCUUGAUGGUUGUGGUUUCUCUGCACAUGUUGGAUUUAGAAGCCUUGUUGACAAAUCACUGUUAACAAUAUCACACAACAUGGUGGAUAUGCUCAGGUUUCUCCAGGCAACGGGUCGAGAAAUUGUUCGCCAAGAAUCACCUGACAGGCCAGGGGACCGCAGCAGGUUGUGGAACUCCGAAGAUAUCAUGGAUGUAUUUAAAUGCCACGAUGGCACAUCAGCUAUUGAGGGGAUUUUCCUGGACAUGUCGAAGGUGAAAUUCGAUGCAAAUCCCGAUGGAUUCGAGAAAAUGUGUAACCUCAGAUUGUUAAAGAUUUAUUUCUCGGAAGUGGUAGAGAACCAUGGAGUGUCUUUACCUCAGGGUCUUGAAUAUUUGCCAAGCAAGCUAAGGCUUCUUCACUGGGAAUAUUAUCCUUUAAGCUCUUUGCCGCAAAGUUUUGAUCCAAAGAACCUCGUAGAGCUUAACUUACAAAAUAGCUGUGCAAAGAAACUUUGGAAAGGAAAGAAGAACUUAGUAUUGCUUGAGAAACUGGACCUGGAAAACAGCAGACACCUCGUGAAUCUUCCAAUCAGUAUCUGCAAGUUGAAGCAUCUCGAAACGCUGAAUCUGUCAGGCUGCUCAAGUCUUGAGCGGUUUCCAGACUUGUCGAGAAAGAUGAAAUGCUUAAAGUCUCUGGAUCUAAGCAGGACGGCCAUCAAAGAGUUACCUUCCUCCAUUUCAUAUCUGACUGCUCUUGAAGAGCUGAGAUUUGUGGAAUGCAAGAAUCUCGUGAGAUUGCCUGAUAACGCAUGGAGCCUAAGAUUCAAAGUUGAAUUCCGCAAGAUUGAUGCAGAGAAGUUUUCAAAACUGUGGAAUAGAUUUGGAUGGCUCAAGAAAGUUCGGAGGACUCCUUGUUCUCUUGCUGUGCCACCAGUACCCGUGAAGACCAAGAGAACGGACUUUCAUUUUCUAAGCUAUUGCUACACCUGCAACAAGAGUCUUGACCACAAACAAGACAUCUAUUUAUACAGGAUGGAUAAAGACAACGUUGCAAUGUUGCUUGAUGGUUGUAGUUUCUCUGCACAUGUUGGAUUUAGAAGCCUUGUUGACAAAUCACUGUUAACAAUAUCACUCAACAUGGUGGAUAUGCUCAGGUUUCUCCAGGCAAUGGGUCGAGAAAUUGUUCGCCAAGAAUCACCUGAUAGGCCAGGAGACCGCAGCAGGUUGUGGAACUCCGAAGAUAUCAUGGCUGUAUUCAAAGGUGACACUGGCACAUCAGCUAUUGAGGGGAUUUUCCUGGACUUGCCGAAGGUGAAUUUUGAUGCAAAUCCCAAUGUAUUCGAGAAAAUGUGUCACUACAAGAAAACA
Messenger RNA from Thlaspi arvense, 2976 nucleotides. Lineage: Eukaryota; Viridiplantae; Streptophyta; Magnoliopsida; Brassicales; Brassicaceae. The record is from the annotation of a GenBank genome assembly.